AUGACAACACGUGAACAAGAGAUGAUUCGUAAGUUUUCUGGUUUUAGGAUAGGCAAGCUCCCUUUCACUUACCUUGGGGUCCCAAUGGACACCAAGAAGAUCACUCCCAGGGAGUGUGAGGUUCUCAUUGACAAAAUGUGUAAAAGGAUCAAUCUAUGGAGCUCUCGGAACCUCUCUUACAGUGGUAGAUUACAACUGGUAAAUUCUAUUCUUACAUCCAUCUGUACGUACUGGUCUCAAAUUUUUAUUCUUCCUAAAACAGUCAUUAAAAAGAUAAAUAGUGUGUGUCAACAUUUUCUUUGGCAUGGAGUUAGCGAUAGUUCUAAACAUGGUAAUAUUGCCUGGGAAAAUCUUUGUCUUUCUAGAAAAGAGGGGGGUCUAAAUAUCAGGAAUAUUUGGUUAUGGAACAAGGCAGCUAUUGGUAAACAAAUUUGGUCCAUCAGCCAAAAGAAGGAUAACCUGUGGGUUAAAUGGGUCCAUGCGGUGUAUAUCAAAGACCAACAAUGGGAGGUCCACAGGCCUCCCAUCACUGCGAGCUGGGUAUGGAAAGGGUUAUGUAAACUACGUGAAGAAAUCAUCUCCAUUGUUCACCAACAGCCCAACACGCACUAUAGCAUCAAGGAUGUCUAUAAUCAGCUACAACCUACUGGAAUCAAUGUUCCCUGGAGCAGACCUGUUUGGUGUAGAUAUUCUGUGCCUAAACACCGUUUCAUCACUUGGCUAACUGUGAGAAGGAGGCUGCCCACGAGAGACAGACUUCUUAAAUUCAAUUUGGUGGAUGAUGCUACUUGUGUCCUUUGUAAAACUGAUAUUGAAACUCAUGAUCACCAGAUCUUUAAUUGCUCUUACCCACUCGUUGCAACACCUCUUACAAAAAGGUUGGAACAUAAAGGGAGCAAGAUUGUAGAAGCUCACGGUGGUGGUGGCUAUUGCAGCUACGGUGUAUUCAAUCUGGAAACUCAGGAAUGA
Amaranthus tricolor (Joseph's coat) is the source of this 969-nucleotide messenger RNA. RefSeq lists its product as uncharacterized. The transcript has 2 exons. NCBI's taxonomy places the organism in Eukaryota, Viridiplantae, Streptophyta, Magnoliopsida, Caryophyllales, Amaranthaceae. The record is from RefSeq and is a predicted model, not a curated record. Bases 1 to 969 code for a protein of 322 amino acids.